AUGGGUAUCACUGGAAUGGAAACCAGAGAACGUGUAAACCUACAAGCAGAGGCAGAGAACGCCCUGCUUCCUACGUCGCAGCUGAUACUAUUGCUGUUGCGGCUGCUCCUCCUCCAGCGCAACAAUCCGUUCUGCAUGCUAGCCGGGGUAAACGCACUGCCACCCACCCAUCGGUCGGUCCGGUGGGUGCGGCUGGCGAGAUUUCACCGCCGAAAGGUCCAGACAGCCCAAACCGGCAAUACACGCGAGAGACGCUGCCGAGAGCGGCGCGACUCGGGCGGCUCGGGAGCGCGUGUGCCCGAGGCAGCGCGGGGUCCCCCGGGAAGUUUGCUGCCGGCCUGGGUGAGCGGCGUGCCCCGCGAACGGCUCCGCGACUUCCAGCACCACAAGCGCGUGGGCCACUACCUCAUCGGCAGCAGGAAGCUGGGCGAGGGCUCCUUCGCCAAGGUGCGCGAGGGGCUGCACGUGCUGACCGGAGAGAAGGUGGCCAUAAAAGUCAUCGAUAAAAAGAGAGCCAAAAAGGACACCUAUGUUACUAAAAACCUGCGGCGCGAGGGGCAGAUCCAGCAGAUGAUCCGCCACCCCAACAUCACCCAGCUCCUCGAUAUCUUAGAGACUGAGAACAGCUACUACCUGGUCAUGGAGCUGUGUCCUGGGGGCAACCUGAUGCACAAGAUCUAUGAGAAGAAGCGGCUGGAGGAGUCUGAAGCCCGCAGAUACAUCCGGCAGCUCAUCUCUGCAGUCGAGCACCUGCACCGGGCUGGGGUGGUCCACAGAGACUUGAAGAUAGAAAAUUUGCUGCUAGAUGAAGACAAUAAUAUCAAGCUGAUUGACUUUGGUUUGAGCAACUGCGCGGGGAUCCUGGGUUACUCGGACCCCUUCAGCACACAGUGUGGCAGCCCCGCCUAUGCCGCGCCCGAACUGCUUGCCAGGAAGAAAUAUGGCCCCAAAAUCGAUGUCUGGUCCAUAGGUGUGAACAUGUACGCCAUGCUGACUGGGACUCUGCCUUUCACAGUGGAGCCCUUUAGCCUGAGAGCUUUGUACCAGAAGAUGGUGGACAAAGAAAUGAACCCCCUCCCCACCCAGCUCUCAACAGGAGCCAUCUCCUUCCUGCGCUCCCUCCUGGAACCAGAUCCCGUGAAGAGGCCGAAUAUUCAGCAGGCACUGGCCAAUCGCUGGCUCAACGAGAGUUACGCGGGCAAAGUGCCGUGUCCCGUCACCUACCCCAACAGGAUCCACCUGGAGGAUCUGAGCCCGAGCGUGGUGCUACACAUGACAGAAAAGCUGGGCUUCAAGAACAGCGACGUGAUCAACACCGUGCUCUCCAACCGUGCCUGCCACAUCCUCGCCAUCUACUUCCUCUUAAACAAGAAACUGGAGCGCUAUCUGUCCGGGAAAUCCGACAUCCAGGACAGUGUCUGCUGCAAGACCCACCUCUACCAGAUAGAGAAGUGCAGGGCCACCAAGGAGCCCUAUGAGGCCUCCCUGGACACCUGGACGAGAGACCUCGAAUUCCACGCUGUGCAGGAUAAAAAGCCCAAAGACCAGGAAAAAAGAGGGGAUUUUCUCCCCUGGCCGUUCUCCAAGAAGCUGGACAAGACCCUGCCCUCGCACAAGCUGGCCAGCGCCUCGCCCGUCACGCAGAACCAGGGCACCAAGGCACUGAGGGACCAGAAGGCCUCCAAGCCCGCUUUCCCCGACAAAGAUUCCUUUGGCUGCCGCGGUAUCUUCCGCAAAACCUCUGAUUCCAACUGUGUGGCCUCUUCUUCCAUGGAGUUCAUUCCCAUCCCACCUCCCAGGACCCCCAGAAUUAUAAAGAAACCAGAACCCCAUCAUCCAGGGCCCGGAAGUGCCGGCAUUGCCCCCAAGGAGGACCCCCUGAUGCUGGAUAUGGUGCGCUCCUUCGAGUCUGUGGACCGUGAUGACCCCACAGAGCUGCUGUCCCCGUCUCAUCACUACAGGAUCCUAAACUCCCCCCUGAACUUCGCUCGCAGAAAUUCCAGCGAGAGGACGCUCUCCCCGGAGAUCCUGGAUUCCCGUGUCCCUGGGCUCGGGGUCUGGGCCAUGUCCUUGAAGGAGAUCCUGGAUUCCCGUGUCCCUAGGUUCGGGGUCUGGGCCGUGUCCUUGUAG
Molecule: messenger RNA, 2130 nt
Organism: Trichechus manatus latirostris (Florida manatee)
Lineage: Eukaryota; Metazoa; Chordata; Mammalia; Sirenia; Trichechidae
Gene: HUNK
Product: hormonally up-regulated Neu-associated kinase
Exons: 14
Coding region: 1-2130 (709 amino acids)
Biological process (GO): protein phosphorylation; intracellular signal transduction
Cellular component (GO): cytoplasm
Molecular function (GO): ATP binding; protein serine/threonine kinase activity
Source: RefSeq, a predicted model, not a curated record